UCCUUCGACACCACCAUUUUACAGGGGUUUACUGCGCGGACUUUUCCAAAGUUCCUAGGCUUCAUGCCUUUCGGGACCUUGUAGAGGAGGCGGCGACGGCGGCGGCGGGGGGGGGGAGGAAGAGAAGGAAGCGUCUCCAGUUUGAGUCUAUGCAGCCCUUCGGCUCUCAGGGAGGAACGUCCCUGCCCCGAUGAGCCCCCGCCGUGCGUCGCCGACUGUCCCCCGGCGGGAUUGGGGCGCGGAGCCCAGCGCCGACGAUCGCUGCUGCUUUGCCCUUGGGGGUAGGAUGUGGUAAAAGGAUGGAGCUUCUCCCUCCCGGGGCUCACAAUGGCCAGAGAAGAUUCUGUGAAGUGCCUGCGCUGCCUGCUCUACGCGCUCAAUCUGCUCUUUUGGUUAAUGUCCAUCAGUGUGUUGGCAGUUUCUGCUUGGAUGAGGGACUACCUAAAUAAUGUUCUGACUUUAACUGCAGAAACAAGGGUGGAGGAGGCUGUCAUCCUGACUUACUUUCCUGUGGUUCAUCCGGUCAUGAUCGCCGUUUGCUGUUUCCUUAUCAUAGUGGGCAUGUUAGGAUACUGUGGAACAGUGAAAAGAAACCUGUUGCUUCUCGCGUGGUACUUUGGAAGUUUGCUUGUCAUUUUCUGUGUAGAGCUGGCUUGUGGUGUUUGGACGUAUGAGCAGGAAGUAAUGGUUCCAGUACAGUGGUCAGACAUGGUCACUUUGAAAGCCAGAAUGACAAACUAUGGCUUACCUAGGUACCGGUGGCUUACUCAUGCUUGGAAUUUUUUUCAGAGAGAAUUUAAGUGCUGUGGAGUGGUAUAUUUCACUGACUGGUUGGAAAUGACAGAGAUGGACUGGCCCCCAGAUUCCUGCUGUGUCAGGGAAUUCCCAGGAUGUUCCAAACAGGCCCACCAGGAAGAUCUCAGUGACCUUUAUCAAGAGGGUUGCGGGAAGAAAAUGUAUUCCUUUUUGAGAGGAACCAAACAACUGCAGGUGCUAAGGUUUCUGGGAAUCUCCAUUGGAGUGACACAAAUCCUGGCCAUGAUUCUCACCAUUACUCUGCUCUGGGCUCUCUAUUAUGAUAGAAGGGAACCUGGAACAGACCAGAUGAUGUCCUUGAAGAACGACACCACUCAGCACUUGUCAUGUCACUCAGUAGAACUGUUGAAACCAAGCCUGUCGAGGAUCUUUGAACACACAUCCAUGGCAAACAGCUUUAACACACACUUUGAGAUGGAGGAAUUAUAGAGAAUGUCAAAGAAGGAGGCUACAAAUUUAUUUUAUUGGACUUGUGAAUUUUUGAGCACAUACUUAUCUGUUUCAGAAAUGUGUAAAAGUAAAAAUGUUGCCAUAAAAGGAUGCCUAAGCAUAUAAUUUUAUAUCCUUUAAAAUGAAGAGGGAAAAGUUCUGUGUUAUAAGACACCACCUAGACAAUAGUUGAUGCCCUUUAUAAUGCUGAGGAAAGAUCCAAUACCCACUUUAUAGCCUAUGUAAGAUUUUUUGCUAAACACAGUUAUGCUCUGGGGUUUAUGCCUUGGCAGUUUGACCAGCAUUUCUGCAUCCAUGAAAACACGCCAUGCUAUGGUGGGAUUGGAGCUACAGUAAAGUCUGAUUUACUUCCAUAAGCUUGCUAGUAUAUGAAGUACCAAUUAACGGCUAACAUAGGAAGUUAGACAGUACUAAUGACUUUUAUUCCUUGGUGAGAUAUUCUU
Molecule: messenger RNA, 1709 nt
Organism: Equus caballus (horse)
Lineage: Eukaryota; Metazoa; Chordata; Mammalia; Perissodactyla; Equidae
Gene: TSPAN12
Product: tetraspanin 12
Cellular component (GO): plasma membrane
Source: RefSeq, a predicted model, not a curated record